This is a messenger RNA of Rodentolepis nana, 897 nucleotides long. The record is from the annotation of a GenBank genome assembly. NCBI's taxonomy places the organism in Eukaryota, Metazoa, Platyhelminthes, Cestoda, Cyclophyllidea, Hymenolepididae.
AUGGCAAUAAAACAGCGCAACGUCCGCAUUAUCAUCGUCGAUCACUCGGCGGCUGCCACGGCGAAAAUCCUCUGUGCAGCCUUCCACCUUAACAUGCUGGCCGAGAAGGGCUAUGUGUGGUUCCUUAGUCCCUGGAUUGAUAAAACAGCGUGGGAUUCGCCAGAGAUAAUACCACCCGAAUGCUCCGUCCACGACCUCAAACUCAUGCAUAAAUUCUCAUUUUCACUUUCUCAAGCUGUCGCCUACUCCGCUCCAUCCAUUGGUUAUAAUCGGUCUCUUGAGAACUUUGGCAAACCGGUGCGUCAAUCGGAACAGCGUAAACUCUACGAGCAGUGCGCAUAUGAAUCUGUCCUUGUCCUCGGCAGUGCUGUUGCUCGGCUUCUUCGCGAAAAUCCAUCCGCUCUUUCCAUAUUGAACCAUCCCAAGAUGGCCGAUUGGGAAACUUGGACUCAGCCUUCCUCUUCUCUUUUGUUGUCCCAUGAUAGGCGACUUCGGACAUUGGUAUCAGAGACCCAAAUGGAGUACAUUAGCCACGGUGGGUACAAGGACAAGAACGCCGUAUCCUUUUUCACUAACCCAGUCGAUGUAUUGAAGGAGACCCUGGUGUAUCGAUUUGGUACGACCCCUCCCAGACCCACUCUGCAGCCUCAAAUCCCCAUUCCACAGAUGGGAAACGGUGAAGAGGAAGAUAGAAAUGAUCCACACAACUCUGGUCAAAAGAUUCAUCAACUCAGUUUCGAUGCACACAAUGAUCGUCUCCUUAAUUCCUGGGUAGUGAAACAGUACAAAGACAUUGGUACCACGGUGCCUAUCAUACUCUGGUCUCUUGGCGAUAAAGAAAAUGCUGUAGGUUUUCUUUUUAUAAAACUCGUUUCUAUUGGCCGAGGCUACUUUUAA